AUGCAGGCUCAACGACGCGGACAUAGUUUGCCCAUCCAGGCAGGCAUUGGCCCUAUUGUCAACGUUAUGGCCAGCGCGACUGGUCCACGUGCGGGCUUGGGCCGCGACGCGACUAACAAUCGUGUGAACGCUUUGGACGCAUCCAGGAAUCAUGCCACCCCUUCGAAUACCAAGAAAGACGAGGAAGACGACAUGCGAGGGCUUUUUGGCAGUGACGACCUCACCCUUGACGCGCUUGACCAGGCCGAUGAUGAUGAUGAGGGCUCAAUCCAGGAGAACGCGCAAUGCGCUCCAAGAGAGCCCAAUGACGGCGACUUCAACUUCGAAGAGUUUGAACUUGCCAAGGACGACCAGGCCAACGAACGCGAAACAAGAGAACUGGACAGCGAUGAUUUUGACUUUGAAGACCUUGUAGAUGCUGAAGGGGAGGAAAACGAGGAAAACGAAUGUUUCAAAGGCGAUGGCGCUACCACACACCCACCUGCUUUCGUUUCUGGCGACACUUUUCCGUCAGCCAUUUCUGCGGUCCAAAACCAUACAUCGGUCAUGACGGGCCCCAACCUCACAGACCCAGUUUCGUCAGCCAACAACAGUGUUUCAUAUGAAGACCACGAGGCUCAAAGGCAAAUGUUGGCGAUUCUGGGCGGUCAACGACUUUUCCAAUCUCAGCCUAACGGCGACCAUCUCCUGCGCGGACAGUUGUCGGGCUUUGGCACUCCAGUCAACGAGACCCCACAAUACUCCGCGCGACAGGCCUCGAUAAAUGGCGGUUUUCUUUCGCACCAACUGCCGGACUAUGGCCGGCCAGUGGACAACUCCCAACAAUACGCAAUUCAUCAGCAGUCUGUUGGUGUGGCCGCACCUAAUCAAUACGCUGUUUUCAACCAUCCUGGCCUUAAUCUAGCGGCGCCACAAAAUUACAACUCUGCCUCCCUCUAUAAUCCUUUCGCUAUGCCUCCCCCAACUGCCUAUUUCCAACCAUGGGCCGCGGCCAAUGCAUAUCAGCCGUAUCCGUAUCCUGCCCCGUUGGCGGCUAGAGGGCAGUAUGCUGCACAUGCUCCGGCCGCUGGUUCGUCUUACCGAUACAACAAUGCAGCUCUUCCGACCUCCUAUCCUAUGCAUGCCCCCUCUUUUCCCAACAACGGCCUCCAUCAAACGAACGAAAAUUUGUAUCGACAUCAUCAGCCGCAGCAGCAGAAUGGUUCCGGCUCCUCAAGGAGUGCGAUACCUCUCCAAGAACCAUCCCGGAAUGCGAAUACUCGAGGAUACCGCUUCAAGCAGCAUCAGCUCAAGCCUAAUGUCCGCUAUUCUCCAUAUCCAGCUCAGUCCUCGACUGCCGCAAAAAGUGGGGAUCACAGCUCUGUCAACCGUGAAAAAAUGCCAACGGUUACCCCGCAACCAAAAAAUGCCCUGGAGCUUCAUUGGGUCGUUAAUGGCACCCCCCAGCCAGCAAGGGCUGAGGCCGGUCCGUCCUCCCAGGCUUCCGGAGAACGUCACGUGCCACGCGAGACGGAGACGCCGAUACCCGAGAUGGCGGUACAGGUGCCACAACCACGCGCGCCGCGUAAAAAGCCAGUGCAGCAGCCCCGGAGAGUCAAAACUUUGAAGUUAUCCCCUUUGAUGGUGGCCGCCGCGCGCGCGAAGUUGUCUGCUCAAACAGUGGCAGCCCUCGACACUGUGGUCUCGCUCGGGGAUUGUAAUGAGUCUGCCGACUGCCGGAUCCCAAUUAUCGGCGCUAAUGGCGAGGGGGAGCUAUGCGGGCAUACAUUUGCGGACGGGCAGCACAGCAAUAACGCGACGGCCAAGACAGUUCGCGACCACCUGAUCGCGGUGCACGGAUUUACGGACAACCGGCGCGGGGGGCGGCGCGGAACCGGGCCAGAGGCGCCCCGGACGAUGGAGUGCGGGUGGGCGAUGGAGGACGACGGGGAACCAUGUGAUGUCACGUACGAUGAUGUUGGGAAGACCUCGGACCAUAUGUGCCGUGCGCAUGUCCGUCGGGAUUCCUAUUUUCGGUGCGUAGGCGAUUCGACCUGCCGGCGGAUCUUUCGCACCAAAGACGAGCUGACAGUGCAUCUCGUCGACUGCGAGGCGGAGGCCAGACGCAAGCAACAAGCGGGGUGGGGGCACGUGCUCGCGGCAGCAGAGGCGUGA
Messenger RNA from Mycena indigotica, 2154 nucleotides. RefSeq lists its product as uncharacterized. The record is from RefSeq and is a predicted model, not a curated record. The transcript is spliced from 4 exons. The coding region runs from base 1 to 2154 and encodes 717 amino acids. NCBI's taxonomy places the organism in Eukaryota, Fungi, Basidiomycota, Agaricomycetes, Agaricales, Mycenaceae.